CGUACGUAUCCCUCGACGGCUCUUACCGCAGGACAGAUUUUGUGGACCGAAGUCGUUCUGCCCACCAAUUGCGGGCACUAGCCUCCGGCAGAGCCUACAAUAUUUCUGUCUUUUCAGUCAAACGCAACGUGAACAACAAGAAUGAUAUCAGCAGGCCCGUCAUGCUCACCACACGCACUAGACCGCGUCCGGUGGAAGGCUUUGAGAUCACGAACGUGACAGCCAGUGCCAUCACGGUGCAAUGGGCUCUCCACCGGCUCAAGCACUCCACUGUCAGUAGGGUGCGUGUCUCCAUCCGCCAGCCGGGGGACCUGGCAGACCGCACCGUGGAGCUGAACAGCAGCGUGGCCAAGUACACCUUCCUGGACCUGCAGCCAGGAGAGAGGUACAUUGUCCAUGUCACGACACUGAGCGGCGUGGGGACAGAAGACCACCUCUCGGAGAGUCUGGCCACGGCCACCCUCCACCCAUUGACAGGGCCUCUUCCCCCCCAGAACCUCACUGCCUCCCGUGUCACCACCACCUCCGUGUCCAUGGUGUGGGAGCAGCCACCUGCUGGCGCCGUCGAGGGGUACAUCAUCAAUGUCACCACCGCUCAGAGUGUGAAGAGCCGCUACGUACCCAAUGGGAAGCUCGUGUCCUACACGGUGCGAGACCUGCUGCCUGGGCAGCGGUACCGCCUGUCCGUCACGGCUGUGCAGAACACAGAGCAAGGCCAAGUGCACAGUGAGCCCAUCUACCUCUACGUCACCACCUUGCAGAGGGAUGGGGCUCUGGAGAGACGGUGGAGCCAAGCUGGACACCCCCGGGUCCUGCGCAACAGGCUGCCUCCAGCUUUCCUGCCUGAGCUCCGCUUGCUAGCAGAUCACAAUGCAGCUGAGGAACCCUCACCAGCCCCCAGGUUCACCGAGCUGGUGGAUGGCAGAGGGAGGAUCAGUGCCAGGUUCGGCAAAUCCAUCACCAUGAAGACACGUGAGGGGCAGAACUGCUCCACAAACCCCUGCAGGAAUGGAGGCACCUGCACCAGAGACAUCAAGUCCUACCACUGCAGCUGCCGCCCAGGGUUCAAGGGCCGGCUCUGUGAGCUGGCCUGCAAGAAGGUGCCACACUCGUGCACGCGGCUGUACUCGGAAACCAAGUCAUUCCCUGUGUGGGAAGGAGGUACCUGCCACUACCUGUACAGAAGAGUCUACAAGGUACACCAGGAUGUCUGCUACAAGGAGAGCUGCAAGAGCAGCGGUUCCGAGAAGACAACCAGCAGAAAACCGAGCACCAGUCACACACUGAAGAAGUCCUAG
This is a messenger RNA of Nestor notabilis (Kea), 1298 nucleotides long. Its product is annotated as sushi, nidogen and EGF-like domain-containing protein 1. NCBI's taxonomy places the organism in Eukaryota, Metazoa, Chordata, Aves, Psittaciformes, Psittacidae. The annotation marks the transcript as partial. Gene Ontology annotation, molecular function: protein binding; calcium ion binding. The record is from RefSeq and is a predicted model, not a curated record. The transcript is spliced from 10 exons.